CCUAACACGGAUCGUAACGCUGCGUUGGAAUACAUUUGGACUUUUUUGCUGUUGUUCCAGACGCAGAUACAGAGAAGACUGUGAUACACGUGUGGUAUUCAAGGUCCCAGGUGGCAGAGAUAAGAUUGUUGUCACAGAAAUAAACGCUCAGCAUAGUCAUUUAGCAGAGAAGCACAUGGAUGAUUUGAAGACCAGUCCAUCAUCAGGCUCCCUGGCAGUGUCCGACGGGUGUACUGUGCAACCUUCAGUCGAUGCUGGUCAGCUCUCGGAGUCAGCAAAGCCCUUCAAACACACAGAGCACCCAGUCAAGUCACCAAGGAGACGGAGGGAAGGCAAGAGAUCGCUGCGUCGAGGAAGUAGUCAUGAACAGCUGCCCUGGGAGAUUGAGCGGCGGAGGUUGCCAGGCCAACACGAGCAUUCUGAGCUUUCCAACUCAAUGACUGACACAGUGGAAAGCUCACCUAAGAGGAGAGCUCACUUUCUCCAUGGGCCGUACCCAGCCACUCACUUUGGACCUAAAGCUUGUAUUCUUCCCAACCCGACAUCUGUCAUGCAUAUCCAAGACCCAGCAAGCCAGCGGCUCACCUGGAAUAAGCCUCCAGUCAAUGUGCUUGUCAUCAGGAAAAUUAGAGAUGAGAGUUUGGUGGAACCGUUCAAAGAGCUUUGCAGGUUUCUGGUGGAGGAGAAACAGAUGAUGGUGUAUGUGGAGCGCAGAGUAGCAGAUGAUGCUAGUCUGUCCAAAGAUGAGGCCUUUGGCUCCAUUCGCAACCAGCUCUGCACUUUCAGAGAGGGUUAUGAUGAUAUCUCUGACUGCAUAGACCUGAUCAUUUGUCUGGGUGGAGAUGGAACACUGCUCUACGCCUCCUCUCUCUUUCAGGGUAGCGUCCCUCCAGUUAUGGCUUUCCACCUUGGUUCUCUAGGCUUCUUGACACCUUUCAAGUUUGAAUCAUACAAAACAGAAGUGGACAAAGUAUUUGAAGGCAAUGCGGCCAUCACACUGCGGAGUCGUCUGAAGGUGAAGGUGGUGAAGGACAUGCUGCAGAGGCCGGGGCAGAAGGAGCAAAACGGACUGCUACUACACAGACAGGCAAAUCCAGAAGCUGGCAAGGUCACCCUGCAGCUACAGGUGUUAAAUGAGGUGGUGGUGGACAGAGGACCCUCCUCCUACCUGUCGAAUGUCGACUUGUACCUUAAUGGGCGACUCAUCACCUCGGUGCAGGGAGACGGUGUGAUUGUGUCCACACCUACAGGCAGCACGGCCUAUGCAGCUGCAGCGGGAGCGUCCAUGAUCCACCCCAAUGUACCAGCCAUAAUGGUCACCCCCAUCUGCCCACACUCGCUCUCCUUCCGACCCAUCGUGGUGCCUGCAGGGGUGGAACUCAUGAUCACAUUGUCGCCUGAUGCCAGAAACACCGCCUGGGUGUCGUUUGAUGGCAGAAAGAGACAGGAGAUCCAACACGGCGACUGUAUCAAGAUCACUACGUCUUGCUACCCGGUUCCGUCUAUUUGUUGCCAUGACCUGGUGUAUGACUGGUUUGAAAGCCUGGCUCAGUGUCUGCACUGGAACGUGCGCAAGAGGCAGGCCCGGCUGGUGGACGCAUCAGACUCCUCAGACACAGAAAACUGAGCGGGUGGCUGCUUCUCCUCCGGAUGACACCACAUCAGCGUUAGGAAUGUGCAUGUGCACUCAAGUACUGUAAGUACUGCGUUCUGUACCCCAAGUGAGCAUCUCAUUACAUUCCAGUACUUACUGUUAGAUAUGUAUCAGCUAGAAAUGUAAAAAAAUAGCAGUCGCUGACAAUCCGAAGCACCUUGUGAAUAUUCUGAGGUUUUGGUCAGUGAAGGUUCUCAGACGUCCAGGCUGGAAAUAUCUAGAAGUUUGCAGCAACUGGACUUCUUUUGUUAGGCUUCAAGAUGUUUCAUCUCUCAUUCAACUGUCAUCUUCAGUUAAAAAAAAAAGAAGCUGUGAAUGAAACCUGUUUAUUUUCUUAAUUUACUACACUUAAAUACAUACAGUAACAAAACUUUACUUGUGAUGCUUCAGUGUUAAAGUAAGGCGAGUUUCUGCUCUGCAAGCCUGUGAGUGUAAAUUUGUACAUAGAAAAGUACAAGAUGCAGUUAUUUUAUGUAUUAUUUAUAUAUUUUCAACAUGAGAGCUUUAAUGUACUUGUAAAAGUUGCACAUUAAUGCAUUUUGUAGCUGAAAGUUGCUUUUCAUUUCCCCAGUUCUUAAACAUACUCCAGGUUACUUUGAACAGCAGGUUGUAUGUGUGCAAUGCAAAAAUGGAAUUGGUGUUUGUAAAGAUGGAAUAUUGUGAAAGUAAAGUUUAAAGGCUUUGCA
Thalassophryne amazonica is the source of this 2340-nucleotide messenger RNA. It is a transcript of the gene nadkb, whose product is annotated as NAD kinase b. Gene Ontology annotation, biological process: NADP+ biosynthetic process; NAD+ metabolic process. Gene Ontology annotation, molecular function: NAD+ kinase activity. Lineage: Eukaryota; Metazoa; Chordata; Actinopteri; Batrachoidiformes; Batrachoididae. The transcript has 13 exons. The coding region runs from base 176 to 1627 and encodes 483 amino acids. The record is from RefSeq and is a predicted model, not a curated record.